Messenger RNA from Capsicum annuum, 1111 nucleotides. RefSeq names its product phytanoyl-CoA dioxygenase. The record is from RefSeq and is a predicted model, not a curated record. Gene Ontology annotation, molecular function: phytanoyl-CoA dioxygenase activity. Bases 65 to 955 code for a protein of 296 amino acids. The transcript is spliced from 9 exons. NCBI's taxonomy places the organism in Eukaryota, Viridiplantae, Streptophyta, Magnoliopsida, Solanales, Solanaceae.
UUAGUACUAAACUUAAGCUAAUUUGCUUAUUAGCUCUAUAAUAAAUUGUCAAAGGGAAGAUAAUAUGUACGCAGAAAAUUUGCAACACAAAGACGGUGACAACAUGGUUAUUCAAGGAAACCUGAGUUCAGAGCAGCUUCAGUUGUUCAAUUCUGAUGGGUAUUUGGUGUUGGAAUCAUUUGCAAGCCAAGAAGAGGUGGAGUCAAUGAGGAAGAGAAUGGAAGAGUUGCUUGAUGAGUUUGAUUUCUCUUCCGAUGCUUCUAUUUUUUCUACCAAGAACCAACAAGAAACGACUAAUGAUCACUUCUUUGAAAGUGCUGAGAAGAUUUCAUUCUUCUGGGAAGAGAAAGCAUUUGAUGAAGAUGGCAACUUAAAGCAGCCAAAGGAACUCUCAAUAAAUAAAGUUGGGCAUGCUCUUCAUGAUAAAGAUGCUGUAUUUAAUAAGUUCUCUAGCUCAGACAAAGUCUCAGGCAUGCUGCGGUCCUUGGGUUACCAGAGGCCAGUAGUAAUUCAGUCGAUGUACAUAUUUAAGCAACCAGGUAUUGGGGGUGAAGUGGUGCCGCACCAAGAUAACUCUUUUCUGUACACUGAACCAGCAACAUGCACUGGCUUGUGGCUAGCUUUAGAGGAUGCAACAAUUGUAAAUGGCUGUCUAUGGGCUAUACCAGGGUCCCACAAAAACGGCCUUGUGAGGAGAUUCCUUAGAGAUGAAAAUGGGGUUCAUUUUGAUAAGCCAUCUCCAUGCUAUAACCAGAAAGAUUUCGCUCCACUUGAAGUAAAAGCUGGAUCUUUGGUAGUCAUUCACGGAGAUCUUAUUCACCAGAGUUUUGAGAACCAGUCUUCAAAGUCACGACAUGCAUACAGUUUACAUGUGGUGGAUACUAAUGGCUGCAAAUGGGCAGAAGACAAUUGGAUAAGAAGAAAUGUAGAUCCAGAGCCAUUGUACAGUUGUUGAACAUCUGCCUUCAGAGUCAUCAACUGCGAGUUUCUUACUAAAAUAUCAAGUGAACCUUGGAUCGAAGCUGUUUUAGUUUCUUAGCUCACUUAUGUAUAUGCUCACUUAUGUUAUCCACUUUGAAAAAUUAUUUAAAAUUUAGCUUGUUUUGGCAAA